Messenger RNA from Fulvia fulva, 693 nucleotides. RefSeq lists its product as uncharacterized. Lineage: Eukaryota; Fungi; Ascomycota; Dothideomycetes; Mycosphaerellales; Mycosphaerellaceae. The transcript has a single exon. The record is from RefSeq and is a predicted model, not a curated record. Bases 1 to 693 code for a protein of 230 amino acids.
AUGGCAUCUGACGAGGAAGAACGAUUGACAACCGAGAUCGAGCUACUCGAGUCGAUGUACCCGGAGUACAUUGAAUACAGCAGGAAAGGCCGUGAACUCAGCUAUACCGUCGACAGGGCAGGACUCAAAUUACGUGUGCCGUACGACUAUUUACAGAGUGGACUGCCAGACGUCGUCUCCGCGAGCAUUGGCAAGCAGGACGUGCGAGAUCAGAUAAAGAAAAUUGUCUCGGAAUGCAGUACUGGCGAAGAGGUCCUCGACUCCAUCAUCGCGAGCUUCAAUGAUCUGGUAGAAUCUGCUGCCGACGAUUUUCAUGCAGCGCAAGCUCCAAGCACUGCCAACACCGACACAACAAACGAUGCCAAAGCUACUAUCAUAGUCUGGCUCCAUCAUCUACUCAACUCCAACAAGCGCAAGCAAUGUCUGGCUCCUCCCAAUGGAGUCUCCGGUGUCACAAAGCCUGGAUACCCCGGUGUACUGAUCUACUCCGGCCCUCUCAAAGCUGUGCAUGACCAAGUCAACGAUUUGAAGCAGCUAAAUUGGGCAGCUUUUCAAAUCCGGCUGGAGAGCGAGGAAGAGUGGCACUUUCAGCAUGGCGCUGGAGUGGUUGAGGUUGAGGCCAUGAAGGAUCUUGUGGCGGAGGUCGGCGAGGCUAAGAAGGAGGUGUUCUUGGAAGCCAUGAGGAUGAAGUGA